This is a messenger RNA of Saprolegnia diclina VS20, 378 nucleotides long. RefSeq lists its product as hypothetical. Lineage: Eukaryota; Oomycota; Saprolegniomycetes; Saprolegniales; Saprolegniaceae. The record is from RefSeq and is a predicted model, not a curated record. The transcript has a single exon. The coding region runs from base 1 to 378 and encodes 125 amino acids.
AUGACACCGGCGCCAACACUUGUGGCUGAUUCAGCCGCCGCCCAAGCUGACACCGACGCACAGAGCUCCGAAAGCAAGUCGCCAAUGGCGCUCAUGCAGCAAGCGAUUCUUCAGCAAGCUCCGAGUCUGCACCGCAUUCCUCGGACAGGCAACUUCCUGCACGCGCCGCCGCUGCUCUGGACACCAGACGAGCGCGUUGCAGCGAUCGAUACGCUGGUCCGCGCCAUCACAGCGAUCGAGACGGGGCAGCCGAUGGUUCACGAGCCAUACUUGGUCUUCGCACCGGUUCCUCCGGGGCGACUGGACGUGGCGCUCGAGUAUGAAGAGACCUUGCUGCGCGGGUUGCUGGCGAGAGCCCAUGAGGUGGGCGUUCUAUAG